This is a messenger RNA of Clunio marinus, 1346 nucleotides long. The record is from the annotation of a GenBank genome assembly. Lineage: Eukaryota; Metazoa; Arthropoda; Insecta; Diptera; Chironomidae.
AUGCAACAUCAAUUUUAGAUUAUUGUUGAAAACAACUAAAUUUCAAGUAUGUUUUAAUCGUACUAUGAAUUGUUAGCGCUACUUUAAUCAGUCUUUCAUCAGAACGCAAGCUAAGCGGGUGUUUCAAUUAAAUUUGCGGUUGUCAUCGAGAAAAGUUAUAAUGUCCGAACAGAAUCGCGUUCUAUCAAUACAAAGCCAUGUUGUGCAUGGAUAUUGUGGAAACAAAUCAGCAGUUUUUCCACUGCAGCUUUUAAAUUUUGACGUAGAUGCAAUAAAUUCCGUUCAACUCUCAAAUCAUACAGGAUAUGAACACAUCAAAGGUCAGAUAUUGAGCGAAACUGAUCUUGCAGAUUUAUUCAAUGGCCUUACAGCCAACAAGUUGCAUCUUACAUAUUCCCAUCUAUUAACUGGUUAUGUAGGAAAUGAUAAGUUUCUUCGUGAAAUUAGCCGAAUCAUAAAAGAGUUGCGAGCAUCAAAUCCUAAUCUGAUUUAUGUUUGUGACCCGGUUAUGGGAGAUGCUGGGAAAAUGUACGUUCCGGAAUCUUUACUUCCAAUAUACAGAGAUGAAAUAAUUCCCUUGGCUGACCUUGCAACUCCAAAUCAAUUUGAAGUAGAAUUAUUGACAGGAAAGAAGAUAUUGAACGAGAAAGAUGCUUGGAAUGGCAUGCAAUGGUUUCAUGAUCAAGGAGUUAAACUAGUUGCACUUUCAUCCACUGAAUUCAGUGGAACCAGCACUUUGAUUGCAUUUUUAAGCUUCAAGAAACCUGACGGAACAUUUGAGAAAUAUAAGCUUUCAAUCCCAAAGAAAGCAAUACAUUUAACAGGAACCGGGGAUUUAUUUGCUGCUCUUUUACUUGCUCAUACAACUCGUAUGCCGAAUGAUCUUGGAAGAGCUUUAGAACUAACAAUUGCGUCGGUUCAAUCUGUAAUCGACGAAACCAUUAAUUCAAUGACUAAGGAAAUGCAAACUGGUCAAGUUAAAGUUACAGCACAGCAACGAGAGCUGAAAAUAAUUCAAAGCAAAAAGCAUAUCGAAUCACCGAUUGUUAAACUUCGAGCAAAUAAAGUCGACUAAAUAAAUAUUGGUUUUGAGUGAAUCAAAUUAAUUUGUUUUCGUUUCUUUGAUAAGUCUUAUCAAGCAAAUAAUCAAAUAAUAAGUGAAUAUUUGAAAAUGUUACCAGACAAGUUGUAAGAUUAAGUUUAAGAGUGGAACUUACGAUUGCUAAUUGUUGUUGCGUGUUAGACGAUAAAUUUAUAAAGAAAUUUGUGAUAACACAAAGUUCAAAACCAAUAUUACCUUAAUGUAACGAUGAACAAUAAAUUAAAGUAAAAGUACCUAAUUCUGU